CAGCUGAUCGGCCGGCGGGGAUACAGCCCGUCAGGCUUGGGGGGCGGGGCUUUGCGGAAGGCCACGUGGGUUGCUGCUGCUACUGCUGGAGCUGGAGCACCGAGGCCGCGAUGGGGUUGGGCGCGGCGGCGGGAGGCAUCCUGCGGGGCGCAGCGCGAGGGUCCCUGCCCAGUUUGUGGCCGCGCCCGGUGAGGGUGAGAUUCGCACCCAGCCCCACAGGAUUCCUGCACCUGGGUGGCCUGCGGACUGCCUUGUACAACUACCUUUUUGCCAAGAAACACCAAGGCACCUUCAUUCUGAGACUGGAAGACACAGACCAAAGCAGGGUGGUGCCAGGAGCCGCUGAAGGCAUAGAAGAUAUGCUGGAGUGGGCAGGCAUCCCACCUGAGGAGAGCCCUCGGCAGGGUGGACCUGCUGCCCCCUACCAGCAGUCUCAGCGGCUUGACCUAUACUGGGAAGCCGUGGAAUUGCUUCUUGAGAAGGGGGCUGCUUAUCGCUGCUUCUGCACCUCCCAGCGCCUAGAGCUAUUGAAGAAGGAAGCGCUGCAGAGCCAGCAGACUCCACGGUAUGACAACAGGUGCCGCCAUCUGAGCCCCAAGCAGGUGGCCGAGAAGGUGUCUCAAGGUGCUGACUCUGUGGUGCGUUUCCGCCUGGAGGAGAGUGUGGAGCCUUUUUGCGACCUGAUCUACGGCUGGAACAGGCACGUGGUGGCCAGCAUCGAAGGGGAUCCAGUGAUCCUGAAGAGCGAUGGAUUCCCCACAUACCACCUGGCGAAUGUGGUAGACGACCAUCUCAUGGGGAUAAGCCACGUCCUGCGUGGGAUGGAGUGGCUCGUCUCCACCUCCAAGCACCUCCUCCUCUACAGGGCCUUUGACUGGGAGCCACCUCAGUUUGGCCACCUCCCCUUGCUCCUGAACAGAGACGGCAGCAAGCUGUCCAAGCGGCAAGGGGACAUUUUUGUGGAGCGGCUUGCACAGGAUGGCUAUUUGCCUGAAGUCCUGCUGGACAGCGUCACAAACUGCGGCUCUGGGUUUGCAGAUAAUCGGAUGGGGAGGACAUUGAAGGAGCUGAUCAAGGAGUUUGAUGUGAGCAGGAUUGAAAGGCACUCUGCCCUGCUGGAUCUUGAGAAGUUCUCUGAGUUCAACAGGAUCCACCUGAUGCGGCGGGUUGAGGAUGAGCUGCUGCGGGAAGAGCUGGUGGCAGAGCUGCAAACCGCUGUAGAGCAAGCCUAUGGGGGCCAACUUGCGGACAGAGAGGUCCUUGAGAAGAGCUAUGUGCAGCAGGUGUUGCUGCUGAGAAAAGGUCACAUAAGCCGUCUGAAGGACUUGGUGUCGGCUAAAUACGCUUUCUUGUGGAUCCGGCCCUCUGUGCCUCAUGAGGAACUGCAAACCAUUUCAGCCGAGGCAGACAGGAUAGGAAGGCUGGUCCUUGGGCUGCUGGAACGGCAGGUGGCUGCCCUGACCACAGAGGAGCUCAGCAAAGACCUGAGGCGGCUGCAGGAGCAGAUCAGCGGGACCCCGUACAGUGGCAUGAUGAAGCUCCUCCGCUUGGCCCUCAGCGGCCAGCCGGAAGGACCCAGCGUUGCCGAAAUGAUGGUCUCGUUGGGCCCCCGAGAGGCCAGCAUGCGGAUACAAAGGGCUCUGUGCGGCUAACCCUCUGGAGGAAAGCGACACAGUGAAUGCCCCACGCAGCUUUUGGAGGAGCCUGGCUUGACUGUGGUGAAGCUUGCACAGCCUCGCGGGGUCUGUGGCGCAGCCCACGGGAAGCAGCAACUGCCUGGAGAAGUCUCUUUGUAAAACAAAAGUCUCCCAGGGUUUUAUGGUGGAAGGAGCCGCAGUAGCACAACAGGGGCUGCUGGUUCUUCUUGAGUCUGAUGUGGCAUCAAUAAAGAAAGUGAGACAUUGGCGUGAUCUUAA
Messenger RNA from Rhineura floridana, 1916 nucleotides. RefSeq names its product glutamyl-tRNA synthetase 2, mitochondrial (gene EARS2). NCBI's taxonomy places the organism in Eukaryota, Metazoa, Chordata, Lepidosauria, Squamata, Rhineuridae. The transcript has 9 exons. Gene Ontology annotation, molecular function: tRNA binding; ATP binding; glutamate-tRNA ligase activity. The record is from RefSeq and is a predicted model, not a curated record. Gene Ontology annotation, biological process: glutamyl-tRNA aminoacylation. Bases 111 to 1652 code for a protein of 513 amino acids.